Pelodiscus sinensis (Chinese soft-shelled turtle) is the source of this 1802-nucleotide messenger RNA. NCBI's taxonomy places the organism in Eukaryota, Metazoa, Chordata, Testudines, Trionychidae. The record is from RefSeq and is a predicted model, not a curated record.
AUGUCCCUCUCUCCCUGCCUGCAGCUCGGGAUGGCGCUCCAUGUGUGUUCGGAGGGAUGGUGUACAGGAGCGGGGAGACCUUCCAGAGCAGCUGCAAGUACCAGUGCACUUGCCUGGACGGGGCAGUGGGGUGCGUGCCUCUCUGCAGCAUGGACGUGCGGCUGCCCAGCCCCGACUGCCCUUUCCCACGAAGAGUUAAGCUCCCCGGGAAGUGCUGCGAGGAGUGGGUGUGCGAUGAGCACCGAGAACAGACAGCUGUAGGACCGGCUCUUGCUGCUUACAGACCGGAAGACACUUAUGGACCUGACCAGGCAAUGAUGCGUGCCAACUGCCUGGUCCAGACCACAGAAUGGAGUGCUUGCUCAAAGACCUGUGGAAUGGGCAUCUCCACCAGAGUCACCAAUGACAAUGCCUUCUGCAGACUGGAAAAGCAAAGCAGACUUUGCAUGGUCAGACCUUGUGAAGCAGACUUGGAGGAAAACAUCAAGAAAGGCAAAAAGUGCAUUCGCACCCCCAAAAUCUCCAAGCCCAUCAAGUUUGAGCUCUCUGGCUGUACCAGUGUGAAAACCUAUCGAGCUAAAUUCUGUGGGGUCUGCACUGAUGGACGUUGCUGCACCCCUCACAGAACAGCCACUCUUCCUGUGGAGUUCAAAUGUCCUGAUGGCGAGGUCAUGAAGAGAAGAAUGAUGUUCAUCAAGACCUGUGCAUGCCACUACAACUGCCCUGGAGACAAUGACAUCUUUGAGUCUCUGUACUACAGAAAGAUGUAUGGCGACAUGGCAUAAAGCAGGAAACACUAGGCUCUCAACUUGACCUGUUUGCAUCUCAUUGUGUAAACAUGAUUCGAUAGCACAAGGUAUUUAAAUCUGUUUCCAAAAAGUUCAGAAUGCUCCAUGUGACUAAGACAAAUUGUCUUCUGACCCUAAACAUUGGUUUGAAGAAAGUAAAAUGGCUCAUGGGACCACAGCAAAGCGCAGCUUCAGAGGAUGCUGUUCAUGGAGUGGUGUUUAGGGGUUAUUAGGGGACAUGUGCAGAAAAAUCAGUGUUCCCUUUGUAGGGUAAUGUGUGUUCCACCUAGUAGUGCAAUUGAAAAAGAGACCCUUAGCAUGUUUGCUGACACUGAGUGACAGUAAUGGCUGGAAUGUAAAUCGUUAACCCAGCAAGGUGCUAAGUAAAAUGUGUUCUAUUGGUCAGGACUGUAAUGUUUCAGCUUUGACACUGAUUCCAAUGACUUGUUCAAGAAGAAUCAGAAUCAUGUCUAUUUGACUGGACAGCUUGUGACAGUUAAUAUGCCUGUAACAAGCUAGAUUUUUAUUAAUAUUGUAAAUACUGUAUAUAUAUGUACAGUUAUCUAAAUUAAUUUAAAGUUUUGUGCCUUUGUUAAUGCUUGAUACUUUAAUGUUUAGCUUUUUUGUUUGUGUUGAAAGAAAUAGGAUGUAAAGCUUGUCUGACAAUGCAUUCAAAGCAUGAAAUAGAUCCUCUAAUGGAAAUUGUUCAGUUAGGGUGACCAGUGAAUCAAAAUCAAGACAGAGUUUGUUGCUAAAGAUGAGGUGCCGCCAUCUUUGGAAAGCAUCCAUUUGUAUGGUAAAAACACGAUUGCCUCUGCUUUAGUGAACAAAAGGCUUUUAAGUAAAAUGAAUGGCUUUUUUGUAGCUGAUCAGUUUUUCCACCUGGGAGCAUUUGUUUCUUUCUUUGACCAUGGCUGUUCGUUGAACAGUUUGUUAUUUGUUGAGAAGUGUGACCAAAAGUUACAUGUUUGCACCUUUUUAGUUGAAAAUAAAGUAUUAUAUUUUUUAUAUAAA